GGCGGCCAUUUUGUAAAUGCUGCACUCGGGCCAUGGCGGAGAUGGAUGACGGCGACGAGCCUGGGUUAGUGCACGCGCAUAGCGGUUCAUCGUCUUCAUCCAAGUCGGGGGGAGAUAAAAUGUUUUCUCUUAAGAAGUGGAAUGCAGUGGCAAUGUGGAGCUGGGAUGUCGAGUGUGAUACCUGCGCCAUCUGUAGGGUUCAAGUCAUGGAUGCGUGUUUAAGGUGUCAGGCAGAAAACAAGCAGGAGGACUGUGUUGUUGUAUGGGGAGAGUGCAACCACUCCUUCCAUAACUGCUGCAUGUCUCUGUGGGUGAAACAAAACAACCGAUGUCCACUAUGCCAACAAGACUGGGUCGUACAGAGGAUUGGCAAGUGAGGACGUCCUCACACAUCCACCAUGUUCUUCAUCCACUGUGGCCCCGUCUGGCUCUAGGACACAGGACUGAAUCUUCAGCUGCCCAACAUAACUCCAGUGUGUAUGUUUGUGACUGUAAAAUGGAGUGUGUGAACUUUACCAGAACUGGCACUGGCUGCUUGUACUCUGCCUCUCAGUCCUGCAGUAAAAUGCAUGAGACUGAAGCACUAUACAGUCUCACUGCAGUAUCUGAAUGGUGCUGUGAAUGUGUUUAAAGUAUGUUAGAAUAAAAGUAAAAUAUUAAA
Molecule: messenger RNA, 661 nt
Organism: Pangasianodon hypophthalmus (striped catfish)
Lineage: Eukaryota; Metazoa; Chordata; Actinopteri; Siluriformes; Pangasiidae
Gene: rnf7
Product: ring finger protein 7
Exons: 3
Coding region: 33-377 (114 amino acids)
Biological process (GO): ubiquitin-dependent protein catabolic process; protein ubiquitination
Cellular component (GO): Cul5-RING ubiquitin ligase complex; nucleus
Molecular function (GO): zinc ion binding; cullin family protein binding; ubiquitin protein ligase activity
Source: RefSeq, a predicted model, not a curated record